Messenger RNA from Oldenlandia corymbosa var. corymbosa, 432 nucleotides. The record is from the annotation of a GenBank genome assembly. NCBI's taxonomy places the organism in Eukaryota, Viridiplantae, Streptophyta, Magnoliopsida, Gentianales, Rubiaceae.
AUGCAGAUCUUCGUCAAAACCCUAACCGGGAAGACUAUAACCCUCGAGGUAGAGUCCUCCGAUACCAUUGACAAUGUCAAAGCCAAAAUUCAAGACAAAGAAGGAAUUCCGCCGGAUCAGCAGCGUUUGAUUUUUGCUGGAAAGCAGCUCGAGGAUGGCCGUACGCUUGCUGAUUACAAUAUCCAGAAAGAGUCUACACUUCAUUUGGUACUGAGGCUGCGCGGAGGAAAAAAAAAAAAAAAAAAAAAAACAAGAAACAAAGGGGAUCUAGUCGAGUACAAAAACAUGUCAAAGAAAGUCGAAAAAGCUUUGUGGCAGUACUUCUCUGGAGAAGAGAGCCUGAAAAGCCAGACGCCCCUGCAGAAACCUCCUUCCAUGACUCGCUCGUGCUGCUGGAGCUCCUACUUCGUCGACCACUGGGAUCACAACUUG